GUAGAGGCUGAAGUGGUGGGGGCACUCGGACCUGCCAAGGCUGGGGUGGGCUUUCUUCGAGGGGCGGCUGCUCGGGAGCCAUGGUGGACCGCGGCCCUCUGCUCACCUCCGCCAUCAUCUUCUACCUGUCCAUCGGGGCAGCGAUCUUCGAGGUGCUGGAGGAGCCGCACUGGAAGGAGGCCAAGAAAAACUACUACACGCAGAAGCUGCAGCUGCUGGAGAAGUUUCCGUGCCUGGGCCAGGAGGGCCUACAGAAGAUCCUGCAGGUAGUGUCUGAUGCUGCUGAUCAGGGAGUGGCCAUCACAGGGAAUCAAACCUUCAACAACUGGAACUGGCCCAACGCCGUCAUCUUUGCAGCCACGGUCAUCACCACGAUCGGCUAUGGCAACGUGGCCCCCAAGACCCCUGCCGGACGCCUCUUCUGCAUCUUCUAUGGCCUCUUCGGGGUACCGCUCUGCCUGACGUGGAUCAGCGCCCUGGGCAAAUUCUUCGGAGGGCGUGCCAAGAGGCUGGGCCAGUUCCUCACCAAGAGAGGCGUGAGCCUGCGGAAGGCGCAGAUCACCUGCACGGCCAUCUUCAUCGUGUGGGGGGUCCUGGUGCACCUGGUGAUCCCACCCUUCGUGUUCAUGGUGACUGAGGAGUGGGACUACAUCCAGGGCCUCUACUACUCCUUCAUCACCAUCUCCACCAUCGGCUUCGGGGACUUCGUGGCUGGUGUGAAACCCGACGCCAACUACCAUGCCCUCUACCGCUACUUUGUGGAGCUCUGGAUCUACCUGGGGCUGGCCUGGCUGUCCCUCUUUGUGAACUGGAAGGUCAGCAUGUUCGUGGAGGUCCACAAAGCCAUCAAGAAGCGGCGGCGGCGGCGACGGAAGGAGUCCUUUGAGAGCGCUCCGCACUCCAAGAAGGCCCUGCAGAUGGCGGGGAAGGCGCCCGCCAAGGACGUCAACAUCUUCAGCUUCCUCUCCAAGAAGGAGGAGACCUACAACGACCUCAUCAAGCAGAUCGGCAAGAAGGCCAUGAAGACGAGUGGGGGUGGCGAGAGGGGCCCGGGCCCGGGGCCUCCGGGGGGCGGGCUGCCAGCCCUCCCCACCUCCUUGACCCCCCUGGUGGUCUAUUCCAAGCACAGGGUGCCGAGCUUAGAGGAGGUGUCGCAGACACUAAGGAACAAAGGCCACCUAUCUCGGCCCCCCAGUGAGGAGGCAGGGGCGGGACCCACCCCCGACGGCUCCCCCAACCCGGACGGCUCCCCCAACCCCGAGGCGACAAACCAGCUGGACCGGAUCAGUGAGGAGGGCGAGCCGUGGGAGGCCCAGGACUACCACCCCCUCAUCUUCCAGAACGUCAACAUCACCUUCACGAGCGAGGAGGCCGGCCUCUCGGAGGAGGAGGAAGAGGAGACGUCCAAGUCUUCGCUGGAGGACAACCUGGCCGGGGAGGAGCGGCCGCUGAAGGAGGCCGAGGUUGUGGUGCCCCUGAACCUGGGCGAGUUCCCGUCGUCCGACGAGUCCACCUUCACCAGCACUGAGUCCGAGCUCUCGGUGCCUUACGAACAGCUCAUGAACGAAUACAACGAGGCCAGCAGCCCCAAAGGCCCCUGAGGGAGGCCUGGCUCCCCGCCCCACAGCCGACGGCUCCUUCUUCCACUCACCCUCGGGGGAGAGGGGGUGCCUAUGAUGGCUGGGAUGCCUGACCCCUUUGGGGGGGCCGACCCUGGAGCGGGGGGCCAGGGGCCUGUGUACACCCUCCAUCCCCCUCCAGCUGGAUGCUACCGCUCACACAUGGCACAUGCCCAGGACAUAGCCUCUGCCCUUCCCGCUGAACGCAGGCCGACAGUGGGUGGGCAGCUGCCCUGAGCGUGACUGGACCCUCGGGGGUUCUGGGUUAUCUGGGCUGGCAGGGCAGGGGGGUGAGACUGAGCCUGUGGAGGCCUGCGUGGGCCGUUGGGUUGAUAAUGUCACACGGUUCUCCUGGGGGCGCGAGGGGCCCGCAAGCAUUUCAGUUGAUGAGCAGUUAAUGAGCGCCUGGGUGUCGAGCACGGGGGAGCAGCAGCGAGGCAGGCGGAAGGCCCAGUCCUGCCUUUGUCAGUCCUCUCUGGCAGUGUGGGGCGAGGGCGCUUCGGGAUGGACCACAGGGGCGCCUGGGCCCAGGGCGGGGAGUGUGGGUGAUCCUUCUGUCACCCUACCUCCCCGGCCUUGCCAAGGUCCCUCUGGCAUCUUGGGGAGACGCUGCCUGGGCCCAACUGUGAGCGGGCAGAUGGAGAAACACUCCGGAUGCUGAGACCGCACGUGACUGGUUUGCCCAGACAGGCCCGGCACCUGCCGCAGACCCUGGUGGUCACAGCAGGUCCAUGCGAGGCCUCCUGGCGAAGCAGAGCCAAAGGGGGGAGGGGGCGGGGCAUGGGGAGAGUGGGUCUCAGCUCUGACUCCUCGCUCCGGCCUAGACCCCAUCUGUCAGUAACCCCCUCCCACCCACCCCCAUUUCCCCUGGCCCAGAACAAGGACCUCACUGCCCCGCCAGACCCCCUUCCUCUCCGCUCACCCAUGGUGAACAGCCAAAUCUGUGAAGCAGGCCCCCCUUCCCCUUGGCAACUGUUUGCCGGGGUUUGUAUGUGUUUCUGGUUGAAAGGAAGGAUGGGGGAAGAAUGGGGGGGCGCACAAAAGACAAUGUGAAACUGUAAACUGGGUCUUUCCGGGGGAGGGGUCUGGGAGAACUCGCUGCUGCCCAGUCCUGGGGUUCUCUGGCCCAUUGGGCCCCUAGGGUUGUAUUUUGUUAUUUUUUUUUUUUUUGUAAUAAACUGCUGAUUUUUACAGACCUGGACUCUGUGUUUGGUUUCCAAGCCAGGAGGGAAAGGAGGUUAAAGAGCAGGGUCUAGGGUCACCUCCCCAUGUUCCCCCACUGGGUGGUUCUCAGUGACAAGGUAAUCUUGUCAGGAGCUGGCCCCCUGCCAGAGCCGGGGAAGAACACAGAGUACAGGUGGGGGCAUCGGGGUGCCAGGUCCAAGGUGGGUGCUCGCUCUCAGCCCCCGACCCCCACCCUGACUGUUGUGGGGCAGAGGGGCUAGAGCUUCCAUCCACCCGAGGUGUGAAGAAGGCGAUGGGUUGGUCUGUAUGUCCCCAGGCCCCUUGUCCCCGCCCCGCUCUAGUAGGUUUGAGUCUGUCUGCCUGCAGGGGUGGGUCAGAUGUGGUGGGUGUUUGCAUGUUCCUUUGAUCCGUGUCGGUGGAUGGUCCUGUCCCCCGCCUCGCCUAGCUGGCCAGGAUCCGUACCCCAUGUAUAUUCAUGCUGGCAACGAGUGUCAUUUAUUUUUAACAUUUUUACAAUAAAACAUGAGGUGGA
This is a messenger RNA of Echinops telfairi (small Madagascar hedgehog), 3336 nucleotides long. It is a transcript of the gene KCNK5, whose product is annotated as potassium two pore domain channel subfamily K member 5. The record is from RefSeq and is a predicted model, not a curated record. The coding region runs from base 81 to 1601 and encodes 506 amino acids. Gene Ontology annotation, cellular component: membrane. The transcript is spliced from 5 exons. NCBI's taxonomy places the organism in Eukaryota, Metazoa, Chordata, Mammalia, Afrosoricida, Tenrecidae. Gene Ontology annotation, molecular function: potassium ion leak channel activity. Gene Ontology annotation, biological process: potassium ion transmembrane transport; stabilization of membrane potential.